Messenger RNA from Drosophila arizonae, 1028 nucleotides. RefSeq names its product transmembrane protein 177. The record is from RefSeq and is a predicted model, not a curated record. Gene Ontology annotation, cellular component: membrane. Lineage: Eukaryota; Metazoa; Arthropoda; Insecta; Diptera; Drosophilidae.
UUGGUCGAUACGUUGUGGUUACAAAACAGGCAAACAUGCAAAAGAAACCCGCCGGAGGAGUUUUCUCCUUUUUUAAGACAGAAACUGGACGUAAAAUUGUUUUCUAUGCAGCAGGCACAACCACAGUCGGUCUAUUUUUGGCCAACUUUGUGCCACACACAUUUGGACUGAAAUAUUACCGCGACUUUGUGCAAUGCUAUCAAAAUGGCAUUGAACGUGAGGUGCCGCAAGCAGUUCUGCAACGUAUAGAACAGGCAAUGGAUAAACUGCAAUUGGAAAAGCAUGAACGGCAGUUUGUCAAACCAUUUACCGUGUUCGGUUUCGAUCUGUUUCAAGCAGGCACAACGAAAUUUCGCUUUGGUGCUAUUUUGGGAAUACCCGUAAAUUACGGCUAUAACAGUAUUGGAGAGAUCAAGCGCGCGGACAUACGCUUUCGAGAUCGUCAAAUCGAUUGGAGCUCGGAGAGUGGUAAAUUGUUAGAGCAAGCAAUUGUGUUGACCGAGGAUGAGCAGGUUUUUGGACUGUGCAAAGCAAUUCUCCAACUGCAAACGCAUCGCGUUCUUCUGAACUCCAUUUUCCCCAGCUUAAACUUCUUCAUGGUCUAUACGGCUGGACACUUUUUGAAUCUACGUCUUAAGUUGUUUGCGCGCCAUGGCAGUAUCCGCUUUGUUAUGUACAGCAUUCUGGGCUUAUUUGGUUUGGGCAGUUGGUCAUUUAUGAAGGACUUCAACCAGGUAGCCGACGAUGCGACGAUUGACAAACAACUUGCCACGCUUGGACCAGAAUUUGUAGCCGCCGGCAUUAGGUAUUACGAUAAGCAUCUAAAGAAAAAUAUUGCACUACGAAAUCUCAUUGGAGAUGAUACCUAUACGGCUAUGGGCAACGAAAACUAUAUGCUGCGCCAGAAAUCAAUGCCGCUGACGGCACGCAAAUCCUUCUUCGAGGAGAAAUGGCAGCAGAUGCAAACAGAGGCGACGGCAACGGCGACGCAAUAAAUAAUGUUGUUAUAUAAUAAACUAUUUGUUUCA